Messenger RNA from Mesorhabditis spiculigera, 1362 nucleotides. The record is from the annotation of a GenBank genome assembly. Lineage: Eukaryota; Metazoa; Nematoda; Chromadorea; Rhabditida; Rhabditidae.
AUGUUUUACGCCAAUUGCACAGGUGACUGUCACCUUCGGAUCUCUGUUGGGCUUUCCUGUCUCCAAGCAGAUCGUACGCUGUGUCUGGAGGCCCUGCCGUUUACAAUAAAUGGCGGGAUCGUGCAACCGAGUUCGUAUGAAUAUUCCUGGACUUCGGAUAUUGCGUUUGGAAUCUCGUUGACCGUCUUCGAUCUAAGGUCUCCGAUCACGCUAGUCGAAUUGCAAGGCUAUACAAGGACAAAUAGGGACAAUCCCAACUACACCUACGCAUUUACCGUGCUAUGCGAGCAGUUCUUUCCAGCAAAACCAAACCUCUACACCCACGUUGCGCCCUCUCACCAAACGCAUUCCAUCGAACGAAUAGGCGCUGGCGAAGUUCAUACGUUUGUGACCAGCGUUUACUACCGAUUACAUUUCAUAAACAUUCGGCAGUCGCGAGGGCAAACUGUGGAAGGCCUUUCGACGAUCGCCUGCUACACACAUUCCAUCCCUCCCGAGCGCAACGAGACACAGCUGGUCGACAAGUUCUUGAUGGAUGGCCGGACCAGCAUUUCCAAUCUACUAUGGAGCAUGUCUGCCGCGACACUCCGCUUUGGCAACGCGACAUUCGACCUCAUCUACGCACCGCGCCCACCAGACUAUGCGAUCGUCGGAAAGACAGAAACGGAUGACGACAUAGACAUACAGUUUACCGAAGAACUCAGUCUGGGCUAUCCGUGGGAUGUCAGGCAGACAAUGGACUACCGCGCCUACGCAUACUCAGUUGAAGCGGCCCCAAGAGCGAGGAUGCGCAGCCUUCUCGAGUGGCACCGCACCCAAGACCGAGAUCGACACUGCACGGAAAUUGUCCCGGAUACUCCAGCUACAGAGCCCGUCGUUAGCACAACAUCAUUGGCCGUCAGUGCCUACUUGGAAUCCGGUUCGAAUAGCUUCUGGAGCUUCUGGAAUCUCUGUGCGGCUGGAAUUAUUGCCAUCUGCUUUAUGGGGGCGAUUUGGCUCGUCGCUGCUUUGGCACGAUUAUGGUGUCAACAAGGCAAACGGUUUCGAAGCGAUGCGCUGCGAUUCGAUGCGCCUGCUGCCAACCAAAAAUCUGUCUUCACGUUACCUGGCAACGCGCAUAUUCUAUUCCACAGAAGCCCCCAGUCGGGCAAUUCCCUGGAAUUGAAGUUGUCGGCCAUGGACAUCUUUCGAAACUGCCGUCGAUUCGGAUCCUUUUUCCGUACCAAUACAUUAGCUGACGAUGCGAUCAAGCCAUCUGAUGGAAAAUUACACUUCAUACCGGCUGCUUCCGACGUCAGUCAACAUCGCAUGUGGAGACUAGACGCUGCAGAGUUACUGGUAUCUAUGUACCCAAAUAUGCAU